UCAGUGUAGGGCCCUGAGAAGUUGGGUAUUUAUGGAACAUCUGAUACACACAGAAUUGUGCUCCAUACUGCUUAAACUGUUCCCUAAGUGUCCAAUUUGGAGAAGACACCCACAUACAGGAUAACUGGCGAGUGACGCGGAGUGGCUGCGAGUCCAAGUUAUCACUAACGGAUGGGGAGCUUGGGCUGGGCACAGUCCAGCGUACUGAACCCUUCCCCCACCGUUUCAUCUACAUCCAGAGGUGUGUGCUGUCAGAAAGCAGCGCCUCCAAGUCUCUUCUGACACUGUCUGGACUCCGAUCCGAGGCAGACGAGGAAGCUGAGAAAACCCUGGCGUUGACCCCGUGGAACUGGGCGCCCCGGGAAGGCCAGCGCUGGGUCCAGGCAGGCGGGGCCUGUGCGGUGACCACCCUGGUCCUGAAAAGUCCCAGCCCCGAGCGCCCUCCCUCCUAGACCUGGAGGCCUGGAACAGCUAGGUGGACGUCGGCCCUCUUGCUGCGGAAGACAAAGCCUUUCUCUUCUUUCCUUCGCAUUUUCCUACCACCUCCCACCCCACUCCCGCCUUCGGGGCAAAGGCAGCCAGAUCCACCCAGGACACAUUCUUUGUCCUUAUCCCUCUGUGCUCGUCCCACAGCAAGCCAGUCGCGGUCCAAGGCUCCAGAGGCUGUGCAGGAGGCCGAGCUGGGUGGCGAUCAGCGGCGUGUCCCUGUCCAAAAUCCAGCAGAGCCGCCAGGGACGCCCCAAACACAGAAGGCGGGGCGCGGGGAGGGUGGGGAAACCACAGCAGUAAGGCGCGCGAGCCGGGAAGUGAACGAGGACUGAUUCCUGUCGCUUCCCGUAGCCGCCCACGGACGCCAGAGCCGGGAACCCUGACGGCACCUAGCGGCUGACAAACAACCUGCUCCGUGGAGCGCCUGAAACACCAGUCUUUGGGGCCAGUGCCUCAGUUUCAAUCCAGGUAACCUUUAAAUGAAACUUGCCUAAAAUCUUAGGUCAUACACAGAAGAGACUCCAAUCGACAAGAAGCUGGAAAAGAAUGAUGUUGUCCUUAAACAACCUACAGAAUAUCAUCUAUAACCCGGUAAUCCCGUAUGUUGGCACCAUUCCUGAUCAGCUGGAUCCUGGAACUUUGAUUGUAAUACGUGGGCAUGUUCCUAGUGACGCGGACAGAUUCCAGGUGGAUCUGCAGAAUGGCAGUAGCGUGAAACCUCGAGCCGAUGUGGCCUUUCAUUUCAAUCCUCGUUUCAAAAGGGCAGGCUGCAUUGUUUGCAAUACUUUGAUAAAUGAAAAAUGGGGACGGGAAGAGAUCACUUAUGACACGCCUUUCAAAAGAGAAAAGUCUUUUGAGAUCGUGAUGAUGGUGCUGAAGGACAAAUUCCAGGUGGCUGUGAAUGGAAAACAUACUCUGCUCUAUGGCCACAGGAUCGGCCCAGAGAAAAUAGACACUCUGGGCAUUUAUGGCAAAGUGAAUAUUCACUCAAUUGGUUUCAGCUUCAGCUCGGAUUUACAGAGUACCCAAGCAUCUAGUCUGGAACUGACAGAGAUAAGUAGAGAAAAUGUUCCAAAGUCUGGCACGCCCCAGCUUAGCCUGCCAUUUGCUGCAAGGUUGAACACCCCCAUGGGCCCGGGACGAACUGUCGUCGUUAAAGGAGAAGUGAAUGCAAAUGCCAAAAGCUUUAAUGUUGACCUACUAGCAGGAAAAUCAAAGGAUAUUGCUCUACACUUGAACCCACGCCUGAAUAUUAAAGCAUUUGUAAGAAAUUCUUUUCUUCAGGAGUCCUGGGGAGAAGAAGAGAGAAAUAUUACCUCUUUCCCAUUUAGUCCUGGGAUGUACUUUGAGAUGAUAAUUUAUUGUGAUGUUAGAGAAUUCAAGGUUGCAGUAAACGGCGUACACAGCCUGGAGUACAAACACAGAUUUAAAGAGCUCAGCAGUAUUGACACGCUGGAAAUUAACGGAGACAUCCACUUACUGGAAGUAAGGAGCUGGUAGCCUACCUACACAGCUGCUACAAAAACCGAAAUACAGAAUGGCUUCUGUGAUACUGGCCUUGCCGAAACCCAUCUCACUGUCAUUCUAUUGUUUAUAUUGUUAAAAUGAACUUGUGCACCGUUAGGUCCUACUGGGUGUUCUCAGUCCUUGUCAUGAAGUAUGGCAGUGUCUAGCACUGAAUGGGGAAACUGGGGGCAGCAACACUUAUAGCCAGUUAAAGCCACUCUGCCCUCUCUCCUACUUUGGCUGACUCUUUAAGAAUCCCAUUCAACAAGUAUUUAUGGAGUACCUACUAUAAUACAGUAGCUAACAUGUAUUGAGCACAGAUUUUUUUUUGGUAAAACUGCGCGCGAGGAGCUGGGUUAUAUACUUGGUGAAACAAACCAGUAUGUUCCCUGUUCUCUUGAGCUUCGACUCUUCUGUGCUCUAUCGCUGUGCACUGCUUUUUCUACAGGCAUUACAUCAACUCCUAAGGGGUCCUCUGGGAUUAGUUAUGCAGCUAUUAAAUCACCCGAAGACACUAAUUUAUAGAAGACACAACUCCUUCCCCAGUGAUCACUCUCAUAACCAGUGCUCUAUCGUAUCCCAUCAUUGAGGACUGAUGUUGACUUACAUCAUUUUCUUUAUCGUAAUAAACAUGUGGCUCUAUUAGCUGCAAGCUUUACCAAGUAAUUGGCAUGACACCUGAGCACAGAAAUUAAGGCAAAAAACCAAAGCAAAACAAAUACAUGGUGCUAAAAUUAACUUGAUGUCAAGCCCAAGGCAGCUGAUUUCUGUGUAUUUGAACUUAGGGCGAAUCAGAGUCUACACAGACGCCUACAGAAAGUUUCAGGAAGAGGCAAGAUGCAUUCAAUUUGAAAGAGAUUUAUGGGCAACAAAGUAAGGUCAGGAUUAGACGUCAGGGAUUCAUAAGGCAGGCACUAUCAGAAAGUAUACGUCAACUAAGGGACCCACAAAGCAGGCAGAGGUAAUGCAGAAAUCUGUUUUGUUUCCAUGAAAUCACCACUCAAGGCCUCUGUUCUUCAAAAGAUUAUUAUCCAUCAUCAUUAGCAACUGAGAUCAAAGCACUCUUCCGCUUUACGUGAUUAAAAUCAAACCUGUAUCAGCAAGUUAAAUGGCUGCAUUUCUGUGAUUUUUCUAUUAUUUGAGGGGAGUUGGCAGAAGUUCCAUGAAUAUGGGAUCUUUACAAGUCAGAUCUUGUUACAGGAAAUUUCAAAGGUUUGGGAGUGGGGAGGGAAAAAAGCUCAGUCAGUGAGGAUCAUUUUAUCACAUUAGACUGGGGCAGAACUCCGCCAGGAUUUAGGAAUAUUUUCAGAACAGAUUUUAGUUAGAUAUUAUUUCUAUCCAUAUAUUGAAAAGAAUACCAUUGUCAAUCUUAUUUUUUAAAAAGUACUCACUGUAGAAAUCACUAGCCCUUAAUUCUUUUCAUGUUAAUUUAUGCAGAGUCUCACCAAGCUCAAAGACACUGGUUGGGGGUGGGGGGGGUGCCACAGGGAAAGCCGUAGAAGGCAAGAAGACUCGAGAAUCCCCCAGAGUUAUUUUUCUUCAUAAAGACCAUCAGAGUGCUUAACUGAGCGGUUGGAGACUGUGAGGCAUUUAGGAAAAAAAUAGCCCACUCACAUCAUUCCUUAUAAGUCUUAAGUUCAUUUUCAUUUUACAUGGAGUAAAAAAAUUUAAAAAGCUAUUAGUAUUUAUUAAUGAAUUUUACUGAGACAUUUCUUAGAAAUACACACUUCUAUACUAGCAAGCUCUGUCUCUAAACUGCAAGUUGGCCUUUUGCUUGCCACAUUUCUGCAUUAAACUUCUAUAUUCGUUUCAAAGGCUUUUAAACUCAAUGUGAACAUUCUACGGGAUUGUUCUUAGAUGCCUUUAAAAAGGGGGCAGAUUUAAUUUUAUUUGAGCCCUCACUUUCCAACUUCACCAUGACCCAGUAUUAGAGAUUAGGGCACUUCAAAGCAUUGAAAAAAAUCUACUGAUACUUACUUUGUUAGACAAGUAAUUCUUAGUUAACCACCAAUGGAACUGGGUUCAUUCUUAAUCCUGGAGGAGCUUCCUCGUGCCACCCAGUGUUUCUGGGCCCUCUGUGUGAGCAGCCAGGUGUGAGCUGUUUUAGAAGCAGCGUAUUGCCUUCAUCUCUCCCGUUUCCCAAAAAGAACAAAGGAUAAAGGUGAGUCACACUCCUGGGUUAAAAAAAAAAGCAUUCCAGAACCACUUCUUUUUAUAGGCACAACAAAGAAAUGAAGGCUGAAGUUCGCCUACCCAAAAUGAAAAGUAGGCUUUACGGUCAAAUGUAUUUCUGUUGAUUGCUAAAUAACUUCAUUUUCUUGAAAUAGAGCAACUUUGAGUGAAAUCUGCAACACGGAUACCAUGUAUAUUAAGAUAUUGCUGUACAGAAGAGUUAAGGCUUACAGUGCAAAUAAGGCAUCAGCUUUGGGUGCUAAAAUUAACAAGUCUAAUAUUAUUACCAUCAAUCAGGAAGAGAAUAAUAAAUGUUUAAACAAACA
Molecule: messenger RNA, 4493 nt
Organism: Nomascus leucogenys (northern white-cheeked gibbon)
Lineage: Eukaryota; Metazoa; Chordata; Mammalia; Primates; Hylobatidae
Gene: LGALS8
Product: galectin 8
Molecular function (GO): carbohydrate binding
Source: RefSeq, a predicted model, not a curated record